GCAUUUUGCAGUUCGAGUUGUAGACUGACAUUUCGCUAAGUUUUCAUAACCGUGCGUGCCGAAUCCGACUUCCAAUUGUUUGUGCUGUUGUGUUUAUUACGAUGCUUGAAAAAUUACACAUUUGACACUACUGCGUUUAUUUAUUUUCAAGGUGGAAAAAAUAAUCGAUACACUUAUUUAAAACAAUUGAGUGACAUUUAUCAUUCAUCAUGUCGGCCGCCCGAUUCUCGAUAUCAGUUGGAGCGUUUCAGACGAGGACCUUGACGUGCAAUAUUCACCCGGUUUCAGUGACGAUGUCUUGCAAUUUAAGUACUACAAGUGCCCGAAAUGGCCCCAAAAGAAGGGUCUGUAUGGAAAACAUUAAUCCGAAUGUCAAAAUUAUGGAAUAUGCAGUUCGUGGUCCUUUAGUUAUUAGAGCUACACAAAUUGAAAAGGAAUUGGAAAAGGGUGCCAAAAAACCUUUCACAGAGGUUAUCAAAGCAAAUAUUGGUGAUUGUCAUGCUAUGGGACAAAAGCCUAUUACUUUUAUUAGACAGGUACUUGCUCUAGUUGCAUAUCCACCAUUAAUGGAUAGCCCAGAUUUUCCUUCAGAUGUUAAAGAAAGAGCAGAUACAAUAUUAAAAAGUUGUAAAGGAUAUUCGGCUGGUUCUUAUUCUGACUCAACUGGAAUUGAUGUUAUUAAAAAGCAUGCUGCAGAAUUUAUUGAAAGGAGAGAUGGUGUACCAUCUAGUCCGGAUGACAUUAUUUUAUCUACUGGAGCUUCGGGAGGCAUCAAAGUACUUUUGCAAUUGCUUACAUGUCAUUUAGACAAUAAGAAACCAGGUGUGAUGGUGCCCAUACCUCAAUAUCCUCUUUAUUCUGCAACAAUUGCUGAAUUUAACAUGGGGCAAAUAGGAUACUAUCUUAAUGAAGAGACCGGUUGGGGUUUGGAUGUAUCCGAAUUGAAUAGGGCAAUAUCUGAAGCAAAGAGUAAUAACAUUCUUCCCAGAGCUAUAGUUGUUAUUAAUCCAGGUAACCCUACUGGCCAAGUACUAAGUCGUGAGAACAUAGAACAAGUUAUUAAGUUUGCACAUCAGGAAGAUUUGAUGAUAUUUGCUGAUGAAGUAUAUCAGGACAAUGUAUAUGCUGAAGGUUCUAAAUUUUACUCAUUUAAAAAGGUUCUGAGAGAAAUGGGACCUCCUUAUGAUGAGAUUGAACUUGCUUCAUUCAUGUCUACUUCGAAAGGAUACAUGGGCGAGUGCGGAAUGAGAGGAGGAAUGAUGGAAAUUAUAAAUAUGUGCCCUGAUGUCAAGGCCAUGUUACUUAAAUGUAUUUCUGCAAUGUUGUGCCCUACAACUUUAGGCCAAUCUGCAUUGGACUGUGUGGUAAACCCUCCUAGACCUGGCGAACCUUCAUAUGAAUUGUUUAUGAAAGAGAAACAAGAAGUACUUUCUCAAUUGGCAAUUCGUGCUAAGAUGGUAGCAGACACUUUUAACAGUUUUGAAGGUUUUUCGUGCAACACUGUACAAGGAGCUAUGUAUGCUUUCCCUCAAAUUAAACUACCUCAAAAAGCAAUUGAUGCCGCUGACAAGGCUGGAAAGCCAGCAGAUGUGUUUUAUGCAUUUGAAUUAUUAGAAAGAACUGGAAUUUGUAUUGUACCUGGCUCAGGUUUUGGUCAGAAACCAGGAACUUAUCAUUUCAGGACCACUAUUUUGCCACAAACAGAUAAAUUGAAAGAAAUGUUGGAUAAAUUUGCAGUAUUUCACAAAGAAUUUGUCGCACAGUAUAAGUAAAAAUAUAGCCUUAUAUUGUUGUUAUAUAUAUAACUAUGGUAUGGCCUCAUAUGUGAUUCAUCUAUAGGUAUUGUAUACAAAUAUUUUACAUGUUACUUUCUAGAAACAUGACAAUUCUAGAUCAAAAUUUGACUGAUUAGGCCAUGCCAAACAUGACUAUCACAUUGUAAAUAUUGAUAGAACAUAUAGGCAAUAUGUAUAAAUUUAGACCAUAAUAUUUAUCUCUUUAUUAUAGUGAGUGCGAGUAUUCUGCAGCCCAAAUUUGAAUAGUAUUGCGUUAUAAGUGCCCAUAAAAGGGAUAGCAAAUCUACUAAUGAUUGUCAUGUUAUUUUAAUGUUGUUACUAUUUAUUUAUAUUUUAAUAUAGGUUUAAGAAAAUUAUAUUUUUAUUGUAAAUAUCACUAUUUUGAGUAUGUAUGAUAUCUAAAUAUACGUAACAAGAGAUUUAAAUUCUAUGUUAAUGCAUCUUAAUAUGCAAUAAG
This is a messenger RNA of Ctenocephalides felis (cat flea), 2253 nucleotides long. Its product is annotated as alanine aminotransferase 1-like. Bases 210 to 1772 code for a protein of 520 amino acids. Gene Ontology annotation, biological process: biosynthetic process. Gene Ontology annotation, molecular function: L-alanine:2-oxoglutarate transaminase activity; pyridoxal phosphate binding. The record is from RefSeq and is a predicted model, not a curated record. The transcript is spliced from 6 exons. Lineage: Eukaryota; Metazoa; Arthropoda; Insecta; Siphonaptera; Pulicidae.